Messenger RNA from Oncorhynchus kisutch (coho salmon), 3167 nucleotides. Its product is annotated as E3 ubiquitin-protein ligase KCMF1-like. Lineage: Eukaryota; Metazoa; Chordata; Actinopteri; Salmoniformes; Salmonidae. The record is from RefSeq and is a predicted model, not a curated record. The transcript has 8 exons. Gene Ontology annotation, biological process: synaptic signaling. Gene Ontology annotation, cellular component: plasma membrane. Gene Ontology annotation, molecular function: zinc ion binding. The coding region runs from base 275 to 1480 and encodes 401 amino acids.
AAUAUAUAUAACAACAUUCCAAAUGUUAUUUUAGACAUAUCGAGUCCAAUUGCGGCACGAUUCCACUGUUUUAAUCUGUUUACGUCAGUUUCCAAUGUGCGACUUUUAUUUGGAAGGAGAAUCGCAGAUUCGCACUAUUGUUUCUCACAACACACACAUGUGGCUGCGGAGACCGGAUCCUUCAUAUGAGUUAUCAAGAGGUCAGGGACGGCUAGGUUGCUGGUUCAAGCUUCAAGUGAGUCCGUGUAUGGGCCUGUGUUAGUGUCCCAAUAGGAUGUCCCGUCAUGAAGGUGUGAGCUGCGACGCGUGUUUGAAAGGUAACUUUCGGGGGCAGCGGUACAAGUGUUUAAUUUGCUACGACUACGACCUGUGUGCCUCGUGCUACGAGGGCGGAGCCACGACCACCAGACACACGGCAGAGCACGCCGUGCAGUGUAUACUAACCAGGGUCGACUACGACCUGUAUUAUGGGGGAGAGUCCUUCUCGGUGGAGCAGCCCCAGGCUUUCACCUGUCCCUACUGUGGCAGGAUGGGCUACACAGAGACUUCUCUACAGGAGCACGUGACUGCAGAGCACACAGAGACCUCCUCAGAGGUGAUCUGUCCCAUAUGUGCUGUGCUGCCUGGCGGAGACCCUAAUCACGUGACGGACGACUUCGCUGCUCAUCUCACACUUGAACACAGAGCACCCAGAGACUUGGAUGAGUCGAGCGGUGUGCGGCACGUGCGUAGGAUGAUCCACCCGGGUCGGGGUCUUGGGGGGCAGAGGGCCCGUCGAUCCAACAUGCACUUCACCUCGUCAACCUCUGGGGGGAGCUCUACCACACAGACCUCUACACAGAGCUCCAACUACAACAGGGAGGCCAUGGAUCCUAUAGGGGAGCUGCUGUCCCAGUUGUCAGGGGUGCGUAGGUCGGCGGGCAGCCAGCUGAGUUCAGGUCCUUCAGCCUCCCAGCUACAGCAGCUCCAGAUGCAGCUCCAGGUGGAUUGGCAGCAGACCCAGGCUACCAGGCAGCAGUUGGAGACGGCCCGGGGCACCUCGCAACGCGGCAGCCGCACCUCCAACUUCGCAGGGAAUCACAACGCCAACCCUGGCGCCAACUUCUUCAACAACCUUAGUCCCAACCCGGAGCAGCAGGAGCCCAACACACAGAGCAGCACCUCCCAGUUCCUUCUCAACAGACUGAGUGAGCCGAGGUUGUCAGAAGCAGAACACCAGCUAUGUGAGGGCCAGUGGGCGGACCGCUCUCUCUUCGUCACGGAGCUCCUCCUCUCCACCCUGCUGGCCAAUCCCGACCACAGCGAAGACGACGACGACGACGAUCUCCGUGACUACCACGAUGCCGUGACGCGAGGCUCGGAUGCCUUCGCCGCCUUCGAAGAUAUGGCCUGCGUGGGGGUCAUGACCCUAGACGUGGCUCUGCAGAACCUCAACCUCCGAGAACUGAAGAACGAGCAGCAUCCCCCGGCGUUGCCGUAGCCACCACCAAAGUUGUGUGGGGGGGGGGGGGUCUAGAUUGUCAUCUCAUCUGUCACCCCCCACCACAUUCUAUUACAAUGUGUACAUUUUUUUAUUUUUUUAUUUUACCUUUAUUUUACCAGGCAAGUCAGUUAAGAACACAUUCUUAUUUUCAAUGACGGCCUAGGAACAGUGGGUUAACUGCCUGUUCAGGGGCAGAACGACAGAUUUGUACCUUGUCAGCUCGGGGGUUUGAACUCACAACCUUCCGGUUACUAGUCCAACGCUCUAACCACUAGGCUACCCUGCCGCCCCACAUGACAGGACACAGAAUGUGAACGUGAGAGAGCGAGUGUUGUGAGGAAAUUGAACAAUUUAUAAUGCAUCUAUAUAAAUGUUUAUGAAUGAAAGCGGAUAAUCAACACCACAUGAAGACGUGUUUGACUGCUUGGCCCCCAGCAGGUGAACGUAGGUCAGAUAGAUGGGUAGGUAUAGCAGCUUGAUCAUUUAUUAUCAUAGAGUCGUCCACAGACACACAAGAGGACAGACAGACAGUGGGAAGAUCUCAAUUGCCCCCUAUCCCUUAAAACCCAGUGGGUUUUGAGGAGACGUCUUCCCAGAUUCUCUCCUCCUACGCCUCCUGGAUAUUUAUGAAAACCUACUUUGAUGGUUUGCCACAACAAACGUUGGCACGUCCAGAUUGUUCACCACUGUGCUCCCUCUUCUCAACUACAGUCACUGUUACAUAUUAAACUGCUAUCACAAAUCGGGGAGUCGGGUAUCAUCGCAGAGAUGUUUUAACUCCUAUAGGAUAGCAUAUGUGUGUUCGGUCUAUGGCUAAUCUUCCUAACCUGCUCUGUCAAUUAUAGGGGGGUGUUUUUAAUUUACAUUUUUAGGUCUACACAAAUGAUUCACUUCUCAGAGACUGUUGAUUGGUUUAGUUCCUACCAUGUGACCUCCUGCUUUAUGCCAACUGACCUGUGGCUCAGUUUUUUUGAGUUGCAUAUCCAGAGAGAAGCUUUAUACAGUAUGCAUAACACUACAUAAAGGAGGUAAUUAGACAUGUUACACAGGAGGACCAUAGACGAUCCACAAGACUGGUAUAAAAAGGGAUUGGUUUUUAUUUUCUUCUAAAAGGCAGGUCUGAAUGUAGGUGUUUGCUAUAGAAUCACUUUUAGCUUUUACAUCACGAUGGUUGAUUUAUAUGGACAGACAUGGGGGAGGGGGCUGAUCCUAGAUCAGUACUUUAUGACACCGACACUCUCCUGCCAGUUUACGUAGUGCCCCCCCCCCCCCCCCCCCCCCCCCCCCCCCCCCCUGACUGACAGUAUUCCUCAAUUGCAGAGAUGCUAAUCUGACAGAGUGACUGGAGAGAGUCUCUCUCUGUCUCUCCGUCUCUCCGUCUCUCUCUGUCUGUCUCUCUCUGUCUCUCUCUUUGUCUCUCUGUCUCUCUCUCUGUCUCUCUCUCUCUGUCUCUCUCUCUCUCCAUCUCUCUCUGUCUCUCUCUCUCUGUCUCUCUCUCUGUCUCUCUCUCUGUCUCUCUCUCAGAUGACCCUUUGCCUCCAAUGCCUUUAACAAAUGCAAUGUAUGAUUACAUGUUUUUGGUGUUUUGGAAAACGCGAAUUAAAAAGAAAAAAAAAAACAGGGUAAACUGUUCAACUUGGGGAGGACAAUAAAAUUAGUUUUGGAUGUAAAAUGAACUACACCA